AUGUUUCUUUUAGUAAUGCUUGCAAUAAUUGCCGCGCCGGUCAGAUUCGCCAAGCCGGCCGAACUCUUGGCGGAUUCCAAUAUGGGGUGUUGGCAAACGGCCGAACUAGGAAUGCCCGGAAGAAGUCCCUUGCCCCAUAUCAAUCAGAAUCACCCGACUCGAGCUGGCUACAUGCCCAAGAAGUUCACCAAUAUACAGACCACGCUCGGUGCGAAAUCCUUGUAUAUGAAGACCGGUGAAGCGGCGCGACUCCUUGAAAAUAAUCUGUUCUCUCCAAGUGGCCGCGAACUAAACGAUUCAAUCAAUCGCAAGCUUGCAACCAGUCCGACUGAUGAACCCUUGGGGAAUGAAAGAAGCGUUCAAAAAUGUGGAGCUACGGAAACACAUCCACAUGAUCAAGUUUUCAAGGAUGCCAAGACCAGUCAGCCAAGCGAAUCCGAAACGUUCGGGCAGCCUUCUGAAGAUGAAGGUGUCAGGAUACUUGAAUCAGACGCUGGAUGUGCAAUUUCUGCCCCCAUUGCAUGGCAUGCUACCACCGUGACUGCCUUCGAUGGUGGUUUCUAA
Molecule: messenger RNA, 564 nt
Organism: Puccinia triticina
Lineage: Eukaryota; Fungi; Basidiomycota; Pucciniomycetes; Pucciniales; Pucciniaceae
Exons: 3
Coding region: 1-564 (187 amino acids)
Source: RefSeq, a predicted model, not a curated record